This is a messenger RNA of Amyelois transitella, 4415 nucleotides long. RefSeq lists its product as uncharacterized. Bases 241 to 1824 code for a protein of 527 amino acids. The record is from RefSeq and is a predicted model, not a curated record. Gene Ontology annotation, biological process: regulation of mRNA stability involved in response to oxidative stress. The transcript has 7 exons. NCBI's taxonomy places the organism in Eukaryota, Metazoa, Arthropoda, Insecta, Lepidoptera, Pyralidae. Gene Ontology annotation, molecular function: mRNA binding. Gene Ontology annotation, cellular component: nucleus; cytoplasm; post-mRNA release spliceosomal complex.
UUUUGUUUUGUUUUGUUUGAUUUAAUUUGAUUGUUGAAAAAAUAAACAAACAUAACAUAAAAAAAUUAACAUUACAUACAUACCAUUACAUCUGCAUGAGAAGAGAACAGUUUGUUUCUAUGAAAUCUAAGUGAAAAAUCAAAAUUUAUUCGCAAAGUUUGAACCCAUACCGUCAGUGUUGAAUGAAAGUAUUAACAAUUUGUUAUUUUAAUCCUUCGUGAUCUGUGAAGUUUUUAGAAAAUGGAGAGUACAGAUGCAGAGACUGUCAAACGGGAUCAAAAAGCUUUGGAUAAUUACCAGGAAUCGAGGAAAAGACAAAGAAGUUAUUGUGGAUCACCAAGCGAUAGUAUAUUGGAUUCACCAAAGGUCAAAAAAGAGAAGACUGAUGACUCAUUGGAUGCUUCAGAUAGUGUAUGGCACAUUGACCCGGAAGGAUUGUACGGACUCAAACCCGAAUACCUGAGGAUUUUGGGGAUAGAACCUCCUAUCUGCAAUUGGGUUUAUGUUGAGAAUUUCAGAUGCGACAAGAUCGAGUUGCGGGAAGCGUUAGAGUUGGCUGGUCACGUGGUCGUGUGCUCCGUAAUCUACGCACAGCCGAAACAUGCCAAGGUCAUGUACAGCCACCCAUUGGAAGCUGUUCAGGCCAUAUCCAUGUUAAACAAACAAAUAUUUUUUGGGAGUCCUCUAUCGGUGAAAAUGCUGAACUAUCCGUUAGGGACUGUCAUACUACCUAGAUCGCUACCAGAAAUAGGUCCAGGCUUUGGAGCCUACGGGAAGCCUUUGAGGGAUAUUGUGAAGCAUUACGAAAGAUUUAUCAACAAAGAACCUCAUACACUAAACACUUUACUGUUUUUCGACCGAAAUGAUCCUAAGGAUGUUGAAGAAAUUAAGGAAGCUAUGAGCUCUGUAAGCAGUGAAGUGACUGGCAGCGAAAAAAAAGAAGAUAUUUAUAAAAGAUUUAAUUUUUCAAAACAGUUCUCAAUAAAGUACAUAGAAGAUAUCAGUGAAGAUUCAAAAAUUGAUACUGACGUAAAGAAAGAGAGUUGGGGCACGGACGUUGCUGUGCGUAAAACAACUCCACCUAGCUAUUCUCCGGAUAGUCCCACCCGCAGUCCGGCUAUCGCUGAAAAUAAUCGAACUAACCGUAAGCCGAUAGAAGUAGUCACGAGUGAACAAAAAUUUUCGUCAAACAAUAUAAGGCCUAUGAAUUUAAGCGGGCCAAUGGCAGGGCCUAGCUAUGGGUCUGUUGGAUCUACAGGGCCUAUUCAUUUACAUAAUAAUGGCCAUAAUAAUAUAUUGCCCACUCCAAUGGUCCAAAGAGCUAUGAUAAGUUCAAACAUUGGACUGGCCAAUGUUGGUCCAAGAUUUGUGCCAAAUCCCAUGAGUCAACAUGCAUAUGGGAAUAAUGGGUCAAUGACUGUGCCCGAAUAUAGGAGUAGUGCUCCUAUGGUGAUGCCUAAUGGCCCCGGGAUAAGGCCUAGUGCACCUAUGGUUGUCCCUAAUGGCCCCGGAAUAAGGCCUAAUGCUCCCUUGGCUGGGCCUAACCCUAUGACUGCUUCUGUUGUACCUGCUUUGAGGCCUUCUGGCCCAAUUUUGCCUGCGUCGAGUUAUUGUACAGUACAAUUUAGAAAUUUGCCACCCACCACGACAUUCCAAAUUCUUUGCGAUAAAAUGUCGCAAUGUGGUCAGGUGAUGUCCGUACAGCUGACCACGCCCGGUUGUGCCACUGUUUCUUUCUCGCAAUCGGCGCACGCGCAGAACUGUUUCCAGCGUUUCAACAAUCUUUGCGUCGACGGCUGUGUGAUCCAAGCUAGAAUUGUCUGAACAGGUAAGUUUAUCUACAGUGCAGUAUUUAAUACAAUUUGGGCCACUUAAAGUGAGUACUCAAGAGUCAACUUGCAUUUUCACAAAAACUAAUACCUAUACAGGGUUAUUUGUAUCUAAUGAAAAACUUUUAAACGACUACUUGGGCACUUCAAAAUGAGCAUCUUUUGUUCUACGAGAUUUCGUGAUUCGUAGUUUUUGCAUAUUAAAAUAAAUAAAUGCUCAUUUAAUUUCUACUUUUACCGGGUUCCGGCAUAAUAAGAGUCCUUUGGUAUAUCACGACGUCAAGCCAGAAUUUUCUCCGGUCUAAAAUGAUGAGCUGUCGGAUUGAUUGAUUGAAUAAAUACUUUUUAAUUAAUUUUUUUACAUCUACGACUCCGUAGCUCCGAAUUUUUUUUUGUAUGUCGGUCACUCAAAGGCCUUUUAUUUAUUGAUUGAUUUGUCGUUCAGUUUUUUUCAUUGGUUGCCCCUAACUAAAUCCACUGGAAGAGAUGGCCCUUUAUAAUACCUAUAUAAAUAUAAUUGAUCAAGUGACCGGUCAAUAUAUAGAAAAAAAUAUUUUAUUAAUUAAAUGUGUCCUUAAUUUAAUGUGUUUUAGGCAGGUAAAAGGGCAUUUUGAUUGCGCUACGAAGUUUAACAGGUAUAAGUAUUGCAUUUUAUACCAAGUGGUAAGUACAUUAUAAAUAAGUUAAUGUAAGUUAAUUGAAUAAGACAUGUAAAAAAUGGCAAGACAAGAUUCUCACAUCCUCGUUAUGGUUCUGUGGAGACGAAAGGGGACUACUCAGAACUGGGAUGGUAAUUACACAAAGUGAUUCCAGUCUGACCUCCGUGACUCUGUUGAUAUGAGCCUGAUCAGCUUGAAUCAUGGGUCACUCAACUGCUCAUGCAAGCACAAAUAUUUAGGUAAUAAUUUUUAAAAAUUAAAUUUUUAAUGCCAAUAUUUUAAAUUUUGGUAGGUAAAACCAAUUUAUGAACUUGUUAAAUUUAAGCAUUUUUUUAAGGAACGUAGACAUAAAAUCUUUAUAUAAGUUAUACUUACAGGUAUUUACCUUUUAUGAGUAAAUACGAAAUUGUUAGUGGGAAUAAAAUGACUACUUAUAAUUGUAUUAUAUAUAAGUACCUAGUGAUUUUUAUUUAAGAAAUUUAUAAUUUUAAAUUUGUAGAAACAAUGUUAAAAUAUAAAAUACUAUAGCGAGUUUAAAACCUUAUUUACGGCUGUCAACCUCGACCAAGCAGAGCUGUGUGUGUGUAUUUGCCGUAUUUCAAAGGAGCGUAAUACAUAUAAAAUUAAAAGCUCGUCUGUAAUUAGUCGAAUCGUUUAGAAUCUUACGUAUAGAUAUCCGUAGGAUAUAAAUUUAGCACGAGAGGUAGAUUGAUAAAUUUGCGAAAAUGUGGAAGAUAUUUAAGAUAAUACAAUUCAUCUCUCGUUAAGAAUCCUAUGUAAGUUUAUAAAUUUCCUAGGGAGUUUGUUUAUAUAUAAUAUUGUGUUUAAAUUUUUUUCAAAGAGUUCAUUCCGCCUAGAUAUAUGAUUUUCGGCUCCCAAACUAUUGACGUUUGUUUGUUUGACGGAAAUUUAACUUUUUACUCUUAAUUUUAUUUUUUACCUUAAGUAUUAUUAUUUAUUUUACUACUAUAAUUUUAUUUUAAGCACUUAAACACAUAAUUCAAUGUGCAUAUAAGUUAAGUUUUAUUCAGAGUAUGAAUAGGAUUUUAUUUAGUUCUUUAUAUAAUACUAACAUGUUUUCAUUGACCGUGUGUGUGUUUAUUUAGGUAUAUUAAUUUGUAAGACCUUGUAAUAUAUUUUUUAAGAUUUUAAUUAUUUAUUCUUAAAAUAAAUGUUAUUAUCGAUUUUAAAUCCAUUGUCACUAAUACAAACUGUUUGAGUCUGUCUACCCCGUAAGACUACAUUACAUAUUAUAAUCGUUGAUGUCAUAUCCAUAAGUAUAAUUAAAUAGGGUACGCGAUGAACAAUGCAAUAAAGAUUUGAAGAAUUCUCUUAUAAUAAGAAAUGAAUACACAUGCGCAAACACAAAUUCAUGAAUUUCAAUUAAUCAGCCAAAAGCGCUAAAAUCUCUCGAAUACUCCAUUAAAACUUAUAUACUCAAGACAAUCAGAAACGCUCCAUGAUGUAAAAAAAGGCCGUAUAAUUCAUGGAGUUUUGUUGUAAUUUUAAUGAGACUCCAUUAAUAGUAGCACUGAAACAGCUUUGACUGUCGCCAACAAAAGUGCUCGUUAAUUUAUCUCGCUCCUUUUUACCACUCGUUGACAUAAUGUCGAGAAAUUCAUUAAUUUAAGAACUGAGCUCAAAGUUACUUUGCUACUCUUAAAGCCUCGCGCGACGCGGGACGAUUCUAUGCAUCCUUUUGUGUUGUAGACUCCAAUUAGCUAUGUGUUUGAUUUUUCAUUCCAAUGACUUUGAACUGAAAUGCAAAUUUUGAAAAGAAUAUUUAUUUUUGGCGCUGUAAGAAUGAUAAUAUUCGUCCUCGUGACGUAAUAAGAGCCGCCUGAGAAAUAGUGGUUGCUAACUAUCUCUCAAUGUAUUAUUAUUUUAUUCAGCACUUAAUUACAGAAAAUAAAUUAUUUAAAAUAUU